GGGUACAGUAAGCAGUAGCUGUUUGCUGUUUAGUGUUUACCAGGUGUACUAAAUACAUUUUCUUUAUCCGUUGUGUCGCUUGAGUUCGAUUCGUUUCUCAUGCUUUCAUACUGUAUUUUCCAUUGAUGAAUAUUACUUAUUUACUUGAUUAAUUAAUUGAUCUCGAAGACACGUAAGCCUUCUGGUUCCUCGGACAGUUUAUUUAUUGAUGCUGAAAUUGUUUCGAUGUGCUGAUAUGAUCAGUGGAAUUCCGAAGUUGUUGAAGGUUAUAAUAUGGUAAUCAUAUUGAAGAAAUAAAUGAUUGUUAAUCUGAUAAAAACGCAGAAACUAAAAUGGAUUUAAAUUCAUUAAAAGAUCCUCACAAUUCACGUUGUAACAUUAGUCCAUUAAAUGACAACAGUAAUACAAGUGGUACAAAUGUUACCAAAUUAAAUGAAUCUACUUUAGUUAAACUAGAACAAAAAGAAAUUAAACAUUUUGAAAUUGAUGAUGAUGAUGAUGAUGAUGAUGACUGUGUUGUAUUAUCUGAACAACAGGUGCCAGUAAAGCAAAUGAUAGCAACUACCUCUGUAGUUAAUGUGCCUAAACUAAUUAAAAUCAAUAAACAUCCUCACUACAUAAAAAGUUCAUCGGAUAUCAGUAAUAAUACAAGUGGUACAAAAGUUACCAAAUUUAAUGAAUCUAUUUCUACUAAACUUCAAGCUCAAGACACUGGAAAUGUUAAAAUUAGAGAUAAACAUGAUGUUGAAAUAUCUAAACGACAGAGGCCAGUAAAUCAAAUUAUGGAAACUACUUCUGUUAUAAAUGAAAACAAUCUUCACAAAAUUAGUAGUUCAUUGGAUAACAGCAAUAGUAGGACUGAUAAAGAAAUUAUCAAAUUAAAUGAAUCUACUUCAACCAAAGUACAAGAACGAAAAAAAACCGAACAUUUUAAAGUUGGUGAUAAAAAUGUUGUUGAAACAUUUAAUCAACAAGUGCCAAUAAAGCACACGAUUCCUACUGCAUCUGUUAUUAAAUCACCUACUAUAAAUGUAAAGGAUAUAAAUUUUCGUAAAUCUCAUAUGGAAUUGAGUAAUUUAGUGAAAAUUAAUAAUAAAAAACGUAAUAUAGAAGUUGCUAAAUUAAAUAAAUCUACUUCAACUAAAGUAUAUGAACAAAAAACACCUGUAAAUUUAAGAAUUCUUGAUAAUUUUAGUAAUUAUGAAAAAUCUAAACUGAUUCCAUAUGAGAAAGUUAUUAAAACUUCUUUUGUUAUUAAUACACCCAAAAAAAUUCCAAAUAAAAUAUUUGUAAAACCAAACAAUUUUUCUUUAAAUUUAGAAAAAAUUGCUGUUCCAAAAACAGUUAUGUCUAAUGUGAAAACGCUACCUUCAUUUAUGUCUAGCCAAAUUAAAAAGCCAUCAACAAUCUCCAUACCUUCAACUACACACAUCAAUCCAAAAAAACCAAUUAUUACAAGAUUGCAACCAAAGUUAAAUCCUGUUAAUAUUACAAAUAAUAAAUGUGUUUCAACAUCAAAACCCGGGUUCAAAAUAAUAUCUUCAAAUGAUCUCAAGUCAAAAAUGGUUCUAUUUCCACAAAAUAAAGGUAAAUAUGUAUUAACAAAUAUAGAUAAUAGAAAAGUUACAAAUUUUCCAUCUUAUAUUUCUACUUCACCAAUGUCAAAACCAUCAAAUUCUAUAAUACCAGUUACAGUCGCUGAAAAGUUUAAUACUGUUGAAAAACCAAAAAUUAAAAAUAUUAAAUCAAAAUUUGUUGUUAGCUUCAAAGCAUUUCAAAAUCAAAAAUUCAAAGCUUUACCGAUUGAAAAAAACAUUGUUUUCAAAAAAUUCAUUAAUUUAUUUAAAUCAAACGUUAAAUUUCAACCUAUACAACAGAGUUCUACAAAUUCAUUUAUUAGAAAACAAAAAAGAAAACUUAAACCUCAUACAGAUUCAUCUAGUUCUAAAAUAAUUAAGAUUGACUUAAGUACUACAGAGUCUGAACAUAAUCAGCAUGAAAAAGAACUAUCAUUAAACAAAAAUAAAAAUUUAACUGAUUUUGGUAAUUUAAGUAGACCGAUAAAGCAUAUACCCCAUACUAUUACCAGUAAAGAUGUAAUAAAAAAUCAUACAAAUAUGGUUAUUAUAAAUGAUAAAACUAAAAUAAAUACCAAUGUUAAAAAAAAUUUGUGCCCUGUGCCUGGGUUUAUUCAACUAUCAUCAAAACCUGAAUCUCUAAUCAAAACAUAUGGUCAAUCUACAAAAUAUGGUAAUUUUACUACUAAAGAACCAAACACUGUAAGAUUAGUACAUUUUAAUUCUAUUAAUCAAUCAAAAACAAAAUUGAAUGCUAAUGUUCAUGGAGAUGGUAAACAUGUAUUAGUACAAUUUUUAAAAAACAAUAAUAGUAAUUCAAAUAGUACUAUUGCUAAAGUUCCUACUGAUAAAAUGUUGAAAAUAAUUCCUAAUAAAGUUCAUGUGCCACAAUAUCAAAAAAUUAAUACAGCAACUAAUGAAAAAAAUAUGAUUUAUCCUCAUGUAUCAUUCUUGGAACCAUGGAAGAGAAGUUCAAAGUCAAAUACUCAUGCUAAAACCUCAAGAAUGACAAAAUCAGUUCCCGUUAAAAUGAUUAUGCCAAAAAUUUCACAAACAGGUGUGAGUGGUCCAUUUAAUCAAUGUGAAUAUGAAUAUUGUGAUACAAUAGCAUACAAACCUGAAAUGAUAGAUUAUAAGUAUUGUAGUUUAGUGUGUAAAAGUUUAAAUACUAAACUAAUGAUAGCUACACAAAAGCCAAAACCUAUUGCUGCUGCACAACCACAAGAAAAUACAGAUUUAUCAAAAAAACCUGUGAUUGAUCGAAAAAUGCUUUUAGCAAAAUUGAGAAGUAGAAUUAAUAAAAGAAAGCAAAGCUUACCAUCUUUUCAAAAAGAAAAUGUGUCUGGUCAUGAUUUGGAUCAAGUUGAACAACUUAAUAAGAUGGCUUUAAAAAUGCCACCACCUGCAAUACCAAUAACUGUAAACCAUUCUUUACCAUAUAAAAGAAAAUUUUUUAACCUAAAUGAAGCUUCAGCAGUUGUUCAAAAUUGUAAACAAGAAACUGCAAAAAUAUUUAGCUAUUUGCAACAUACUGAUUAUAUACCUGCUCCAAGAAAAUUGUUUGAUAAUCCCUUUCCACAUGAUUCUAACCCUUUUAAAAUUGGACAAAGAUUAGAAGGUAUUGAUCCAGAACAUGAAGCAUUAUUUUGUGUAAUGACUGUAGUGGAAGUUUGUGGAUAUCGCAUUAAGUUAAAUUUUGAUGGCUAUUCAGAUAUAUAUAAUUUUUGGGUAAAUGCAGAUUGCCCGGAUUUGUUUUUUCCUAGAUGGUGUGAACAAAACUCUCGCACUUUACAACCACCAAAGAAUUAUAAUCAACCAUUUAAGUGGACUGAUUACCUUAAAAUACCAGGUGUUAUGCCUGCUCCAAAAUGGAAUUUUCCUAAUGCCUUAAAUACUAAUCGUAUCACUAAUCAUUCAUUUCGUAUUCGAGCGAAACUAGAAGCAUUAGAUAAAUUAACCCGCACAACAUCAAAGCCGCUUAUAUGUGUUGCUACUGUUGCUGAUAUUUUGGGGAAUCGUAUACGUAUUCAUUUUGAUGGUUGGGCAGAUGAUUUUGAUUACUGGACAGAUAUCACAUCAACUAAUAUACAUCCAGUUGGAUGGUGUGAUAAGAAUGGACGUUCUUUAUGUCCACCUAGUGGUUAUGAUAAUUGCAAAGGAAAAAAACCUUUUUCUUGGGCUAAUUACUUAAAAGAAACCAAUAGUGAGCCUGUACCAGAAGAUGCAUUUUUUCGCAGACCAUUACGAGAAUUUACUAAUAGCAUGGCUAUUGAAGUAGUUGAUAUUGCUAAUCCUUCAUUAAUUAGAAUUGCUAAAGUAGUAGAUGUUAAAGGAGAUGAACUUAAAAUACUUUAUGAUGGAUUCGAUACCAUAUAUGCAUACUGGAUUGAAGAUGACAAUCCAAAUAUACAUCCCCUUGGAUGGUGUUUAAAGACCAAUCAUCCAAUUGAGCUAUUUAAAGCGAACUCAAUACUUUGGACUUGUAGAGUUCCUGGUUGUAAUGGUAAAGGCAAUGUAAAUAAUUCCAAAAAUACUCAUGUAUUAGCUAAAGAUUGUCCAUAUGAAUUUGAGUCAUGGAAAAAAUUAAUUUCUGGGUUAGCAAUUAAACCUGAUAGGAUAAAACCUGAGGACUAUCUAAUACCUUCAGUUCCGAGUUUUUUGGAACCUGUAAGUACUGUUGCACCAAAAGAAGAUAAAAAAAAAGGAAAAUUGAAGUCAAAUAAAAUAAAAAUCUGUAAUUUUAAGAAACCUACAAAAAAAUUCAGUAACAGAUCAAAAAUGAAUUUUAAAAAGAAGGUACCUAACGGUCGAUCUAAAUGUGUUUAUAAAAGAGCUGUUGAUGCAAUGGACGAAUUAGAUGUAAUCAUAGGUGUCAAUGAUUAUACCAGUUAUGGUUAUGGUUCUUUUAAACGCCCAAGGCUUAAUGUAUGGACCAGGCAUAGCGUUCUACAAGGUGUACCAAUAUUUAAUACUACUGAUGUGAGAAAAUGGCCUGUAAGAGAAGUAGCUACUUUUGUCGAAAUAGUAGUGUCUAAUAAUUACACAGAUGAUGAUCCCUCUGAUCGAAUCAAAAUAUCUAAAUCUUUUAUUAAUCAGGAAAUUGAUGGUGAUGUAUUUUUGAUGUUAACUCAAAAAGAUUUGAUGGAUAUAUUAAACAUUCCUCUUGGUCCAGCACUAAAACUGCAUAAUGCCAUUGUAGUGUUAAGACAACGAACUUCUACAUUAGAUGUUGUAAAUGGACUGUCAAAACUAAAACAAAAAUAAGUUUAACUGUUUUACUACAAAAUUUUAUUUAAUUUCUCAUAUUGUAUUAUUAUUAUUAUUUUAAAAUGUUUAGUACUUUAUUGUGUAUUUUAAUUUGAUACCUUUUUUUUUAAAAAAGCAUUUAUGUAUUUCUCGCGAUUGAUAAUAGUUACUUAUAUUGAUAAUAGUUGUGUAGCUGUGUAAGAAACUUAAUAUAUAUAAAAGUUGGACUUCAGCAUUUUUAGAUGUAGAAUACAUAAUAUGCAUUAAU
Melanaphis sacchari is the source of this 5091-nucleotide messenger RNA. RefSeq lists its product as uncharacterized. The transcript is spliced from 14 exons. Lineage: Eukaryota; Metazoa; Arthropoda; Insecta; Hemiptera; Aphididae. Gene Ontology annotation, molecular function: protein binding; zinc ion binding. The coding region runs from base 333 to 4841 and encodes 1502 amino acids. Gene Ontology annotation, cellular component: nucleus. Gene Ontology annotation, biological process: regulation of DNA-templated transcription. The record is from RefSeq and is a predicted model, not a curated record.